AUGCGAUCCGUGAGACUCUUUGCAAUUUUAGCCAUUUGGCUGGGCUAUUCUAUCGCGGCUCCGCUUACAAGCAGCAUCGGGGAAGAUGACGACGAUAUUGUUCUCAAUAUUUUCGGAAAUCACCGAAUUGUCAUCAACGAGGUCGUUGCAACUGUGACGGUGACUGCGUUUCCUGGGAGUGCUACUUCCGGUCCCUACCGCCUCGAGGCUGGACCCGGAGCUACACCACCUGGGUCUUUCCAGCCCAAUUCAGCAGUCGGCUCAGGGGCCGGCCCUCCGGGUGAUCCCGUCUUGGGCAAUACUGAUCCUGCAGCUCCUCCUCUCACAAACAAGCCAUCACCACCAGCUUCUCAACCUACCGUCCUGGUCCCGGCCUGCGACCCUACUCUGGACCGUUCUUCUUUCGACCAUCUUUUAUUAAGCCCCAGACAGGAUUUCUACUAUGUUCAACGGGGUAUUGGGUCUGGUAGUGGAUCUGUUGCCGUUGUGAAAGUCCCACAACUGAUCUAUCCUGCCGUCCAGCUGCAGGUCUCCUCGGCCAUCCGGCGCGUCACUUGCACCACGGACUCGGCUCAGAUUCAGUUUGCCAACCAAGCUGCUUAUGAUACCGCAAUAUCUAACUGGAGCAAAGCCGGUACAUUCAUACUUGUGGCGUACGGUGAAGGUUGCGGGUCUGGCCACGCUGCCGGAGAACAGGAUUACCUGGUCGUCACCAGUGUAACCGGAGACGGUUCCAGUAUCAUCACAGCCGUAAUCCGUGUCACUGAUUUCGAGGGUGCUGUUGGGCGAGAGACUGUUGUCACCAUCGACAUCGGCACUUUCAACCCUACAAACGGUACUGGUGGUUUCACUGUCAUUCCUGGAGCUGGCGACAAUCCGGUCAAUUUUACCGUGGGCGGUAAUUCGGGCGGAAACGGAGGCGCAAGCGGACCUUCUCCGCCCUCUCCGCCCUCUGCCGACAAUCCGGUCAAUUUUCCCGUGGCCGGUAGUUCGGGCGGCAACGGAGGCGCUGGCGGACCUUUUCUACCCUCUGGCAUGGACAAUUUUGACCGGCAGCUUGAUAACUUAAUCGGAUUCGUAAGCAUUGAUAAUCCCAAGUUCGAUGCUCAAUUCUUCCCAACUCCUGCGAACCCCAUUAUUCGUCACAGGAGCGCCGCGGAUCGUGACUCCAAACUCAACAUCGAGAAACGUGGCUUCAGUUCCUUCAUAUCAACAAUAGGCGAUAAACUCAAAUCAGGGGCACGAGAAGCGGAAAGAAAGGCCACAGAGAAUUUGAGUUCAGCUCUUAAUUUCUUUAGGGACGCGAGAGACAGUCUUGAAGGAGCAGCUUUGAAAGCCCUGGGUGCCUUGUCUCGCUUCACAAGCAUUUCCAAAACGUUGAGCGGAAAAUACGGUCUUGACUACUACCCAUCGAACACUGAUACCAAAUGGGGCAGGGCUUACAAGCUGUACGAGGCCAAUUCUGUCAGUGCUUACUGUGUUGGGUGCGGUGCGAAUGGCCAGGUCAUUCUCUCGGGCUCCGUAUCUUUCUCAAUCGCCAACGGUUUUACUUCCGGCACCAUUUCAGCAAACGGCAACCUUCAAGGUGUCGCUCAACUAGGUGUAACCGCGGACGUUGUUAAGCAAUUCGAUCUCACGGAGCAAGUGAUCGCACAAGCAGCAUUGAGCGACCUUGUUCUCGGUGGGGUCCUAACAAUCGGCCCAGCAGUCAAGCUAUCCGCGGGUGCCAAUCUCGGCUUCGAGGCCAGUGGUAGUCUUCUUGCAGGAGUCACACUCGACUGGCCUGCCGUCAGCGCGACCGUCGAUAUUAUCAAGCCUGAUAACACAAAGAUCGACGGAUUCAGGCCAGACGUUACCCCUGCCUUCCAAGCCGAGGGGUCUGUCACCGCAAGUGUUACGCCCUAUGUGAAAGUGGCACUAGAGUUUACCAUCGGUCUCCUCCGGGGCCGGUUCAGCAAAUCCGUGGCUCUAGUCGACCAGCCCAGCAUCAGGGCGACGGCGAACGUCGCAGGCCAGGCUGGGUCGAGCGAUGGUCAAGUUACGGGCUCCUUCACCAACGGGUGCAAAGGCGUUCUCUUGGGUGGCACCUUCAGAAAUCAAGUUUAUGUCGAUAUUCUUGGCUUCACGAGGAAAUCACUCCUCGAUUACACGACCGAUCCCGUCUCGCGGUGCUUAGGAGCCCCUGUUCCUCGAGCUCUUCAUGCACGCCAACUACCUGCAAAUGGCACCGAUGCGCUCACGAUUUCUAUCAUGCAGUCUACAGAUGGUAAUUUCAACCUGCAUGCGGCAGAUAACGGAAACAUCUACUCGAUCUCGUCCGAUGAUUAUACGGACCCUGCCGGCGAUGACUCCACGGUCGCAAGCUCUCAGUUCCAAGCUCUCGGCACGACCAUCGUUGCGGACUCUAAGGAUCGCGUCUUGCAUGGCUACGCGGAUACCCUUGCCAAGUUUGGCGUGAGCCGCCUUCGAUUCUCGCCACCCAGUGCUAUUCCUCAAACUGCAAGACUCAUGGCGAUCGAUCCUUCUGCGAACCCCGAGGGCGGUGACAGUCUGGGAAUCCAAGUAGCUCGUGACACCGCUACGAACGUUUUCCAUCUUGUCACCUGUGUCUACGACAUGCUCUAUCCCAAGGUCUUCCUUGUUGCUGCGGACAGCGUGUAUGCGGGUUUGGAAAAGCUUGAAAGCAACGACGCGGACAUGACGAAAUCAGUAACGGGGGGCCGUGUCCGCCAAUGUGGUCUUCUGGCGUAUGCAAACGGCUACAGCAAGUCCUAG
Molecule: messenger RNA, 2775 nt
Organism: Diaporthe citri
Lineage: Eukaryota; Fungi; Ascomycota; Sordariomycetes; Diaporthales; Diaporthaceae
Exons: 4
Coding region: 1-2775 (924 amino acids)
Source: RefSeq, a predicted model, not a curated record